Molecule: messenger RNA, 351 nt
Organism: Gongylonema pulchrum
Lineage: Eukaryota; Metazoa; Nematoda; Chromadorea; Rhabditida; Gongylonematidae
Source: the annotation of a GenBank genome assembly
AUGGGAACUUUUUUUUCAGAAUCGACGAAAUCUCAGAGAAGCAGAACCAACCACGGCGAAUACGUAAAUUUAGUAGCAAUAUUUGCAAGUGUAAAUGGAAAAAUAAAUCAUGAGAAGCAUGCACAGUCGGGACAAAAACAAAUUGAAUUGGCUACGAUUGAUGCCAGUGAAAUCCAAGAAAUAAAUGAUGAGAAGCCAAGGAACGCCGGCAAAAAAGCAAUUAUUUCGACAUCCCCCAGCAACGAAGAUGUGACAACUGAAAUGAACUUGACGAUGCUGAAAGAAGCGCUGUGGAAAAACGCGGUAAUUAUCGAGGUGACACCACUGCCCAACUGGAAUGCAAGUUUCUGA